UCAUACGUAGGCGCCGACGUUCUCGGGGGACCUGCAGAGCUGUCAUGGCGAGCUCGGCCGCCUCUUCGGUGCGCCCCCCCAGACCCAAGAAGGAGCCUCAGGCCCUCAUCAUCCCCAAGAAUGCGGCGGAGGAGCAGAAGCUCAAGCUGGAGCGGCUCAUGAAGAACCCGGACAAAGCGGUUCCGAUACCAGACAAAAUGAGCGAGUGGGCACCUCGACCUCCCCCAGAGUUUGUCCGAGAUGUGAUGGGUUCCAGCGCGGGGGCUGGAAGCGGCGAGUUCCACGUGUACAGACACCUGCGGCGGAGAGAGUACCAGCGGCAGGACUACAUGGACGCCAUGGCGGAGAAGCAAAAGCUGGAUGCUGAGUUUCAGAAGCGACUGGAAAAGAACAAAAUGGCAGCCGAGGAGCAGACCGCAAAGCGGAGGAAAAAACGCCAGAAGUUGAAAGAGAAGAAAUUGUUAGCAAAGAAGAUGAAGCUUGAACAGAAGAAACAGACAGGAGGGCCUGGCCAGGCCCAGGGGCAGCCACCCAGCAGCUCUGAGGAGGCGUCGGGAUCCGAGGAGGAGGAAGAAGAGGAGGAGGAGCCCAGCUUCCUCACGGGGCGGUGAUGGCAGCAGCCGAGGGAGCUGCGUGACCAGUUGCCACACAGCCAGGAAGAGACCCCCCCGGGGCCGGACACCGAGCCACAGGUCGCUCCUGGCUACUCCUAGCCCCCCCUCCCUGCAGGACUCAGGCCUUGGGGACAGAGACCGUGGAUGGACAGAGGGCUUCCCCCUCGCUGAGCGCCCCAGCUUCCUGCAGAAGGGGGGCAGGAAAGGAGGUGUCACUCCCAGCCCUGUCGCCGCCUGCUGGACCGUGCUGAGCGUGGCCGGGCUCUGUAAAGUAGCAUUUAUUCAGUAAAGUGCAGAGCCUCGA
Erinaceus europaeus (western European hedgehog) is the source of this 918-nucleotide messenger RNA. It is a transcript of the gene PRKRIP1, whose product is annotated as PRKR interacting protein 1. Gene Ontology annotation, cellular component: nucleolus. Gene Ontology annotation, biological process: negative regulation of protein kinase activity. The record is from RefSeq and is a predicted model, not a curated record. The coding region runs from base 45 to 611 and encodes 188 amino acids. Gene Ontology annotation, molecular function: protein kinase binding; double-stranded RNA binding; protein kinase inhibitor activity. Lineage: Eukaryota; Metazoa; Chordata; Mammalia; Eulipotyphla; Erinaceidae. The transcript has 6 exons.